GUACUAUUGCCGUGAUCUACACCACAUGGGCCCUGGACGCCCACGUCAAAUGAAUUGCAGCCGUAUCGUGUAGGCGUAUGAUUCCGGCAAUGCUGCAGGAAUGAGCAUUCAUCAUUGGCUAAGGUGGCAUUCCUCGAUACAUGUGCAUGGUAAGACCAGCGUGCAGCUCUCGGUACAAAACUGUCAGACGGGAGUGGCUCCCGCUGUGCAAGACAUUCCCACCUGUAGACCGUUGAGCAACGCAUACGGUGCAGUGUACGGCUACCCUCCCGUCGUGCUAUCUAACAAUACUCUACACAACACACCACACCCUAUCGCGGUGCACAAACACCUAGUCCCCUCGUCGUCAGGACCAGCUAUUAUGGAUUUCUUCCCUGACAACGAACACGACGCGCUUCAUGCCAGUCGCGUCGACGCAUCCUUGGCAGAACUGCAACGAACAGUCACAGAGCAUGAGGCGACAUUGAGCAAGUUGCGUGCAUCGGCGCCCGGCCGGUCACUCACCACUAUCCGUCCAGAGGCUCCCUUGCAAAUCACGAAGGCGGCCUAUGACGAGCUAGCGUCCAAGACACCGUUUCUCCCAUUCCCGGACUCUGUCUUGCCAGCCUUGAUUGCUCUCCGCAAAACACAUCAGACUGUGGAGGAGACAAGGGCUUACCUUUUGAGCCAUGACGGAUCAGCAGACAAGGCUCAGAAACGACUUCAAGUUGAGCAGUCCAACCUGAGGGACCAACAGGCACUUUCACAGAGCUUGCAGAAUCGCAUCCAGUCACUGCGCGAUGGACUGGACAACCGCAUGGAUAUGGAUCCAGAUGACAUAGCACAAGAGCGUGUCGCAGAGUUGAAGCGGAAAAAGAAUAACUACAAUAGGGACACUUCAGACUUACUCAAAGCCCUGAGAAAGUUCAUCGAGGGCCACCUUGCUGCAAUGUUGGCAGCAGAAGAUCUCGGUGGGCCCGUGGUGGGCAAUUUGAUGGAAAUCGACCAAGAUAACUUGGCCGCUGGUUUCAGCUCGCAAGGAAAACUGAAGAGAAUCAAGGAAAACCAAGACCAGGACAAGCGGCAGAGGCGCAUUGACGAGAUAUGGGGGCAAAGCCAGGAGAUGCACACUCAGCGCAACGAUGAGAACCGAGAUGAGUCAGUGGCGGCGGGUUCUGAGAUGAAAGGGCUGACUGAACUGCUACUUAAUACCCUCAUGGAAUCAGAUGGUGACAGCACUGCGGCCUAUAUCCAGCUUGAGAGAGAAACCGCCGCUGCACGCUUCCUUGUCAGAUCUAAGGUGGCACAGUUUCAUCCUAAAGAUUCUACAAGGCUGCGGCUCAUUGACUUUGGCAGAGAACUGGACGAUUGAGCUCGCUCCAAUAUCCAUCGCAUAUUCGCGAUUGAAAAAAAAAAAAAAAAAAAAAGAUGAAAAAAACUGUAUAAUUUUU
This is a messenger RNA of Truncatella angustata, 1430 nucleotides long. RefSeq lists its product as uncharacterized. The transcript has 2 exons. Lineage: Eukaryota; Fungi; Ascomycota; Sordariomycetes; Amphisphaeriales; Sporocadaceae. Gene Ontology annotation, cellular component: nucleus. Gene Ontology annotation, biological process: mitotic sister chromatid segregation; kinetochore assembly. The record is from RefSeq and is a predicted model, not a curated record. The coding region runs from base 101 to 1351 and encodes 416 amino acids.